UUCUCUCUCCAUACCUACACUUAGCUGUAACUACACACUUAAUAAUUCUAUCCAUCUUCACAGAGACAAGAGAAGAGAAGCUCAGGUAGCGCAUUUUGUAGUGUAGCGGCAAAUCCUACGAAUUCGAGGUGAAUUCGGGCAUUUUGAUUGGAUUUCGUUGGAGAUUUAUAGUUGAAUUGACUUGAAUCCGACGAUCGCGUUCCAGUGUUGAAGAUCUUCGCGCUGGGUCUUAGGGGAUGGAAGUGUACGUAUACGGUGUAAGACGGUGAAGAUAGUAUCGUUUCCUAGUAUGGAAAAGAUAAAGCCGGACACGCCUCUAGAUUACGCUGUAUUCCAGCUUUCACCAAAGCACUCGCGAUGUGAAUUGUUUGUUUCGAGUGGUGGGAGCACAGAGAAGCUUGCUUCAGGACUUCUCAAGCCAUUCGUUACGCAUUUAAAGGUUGCCGAGGCACAAGCUGCCUCUGCUUCACAGUCGAUUAAGCUUGAUCCUGGACGACAUAAGAAUGCCAAGGCGUGGUUCACAAAGGGCACACUUGACAGGUUUGUGCGAUUUGUUAGCACCCCUGAAGUUCUUGAACUUGUCAAUACCUUUGAUGCGGAGAUGUCACAGCUAGAAGCAGCACGGAGAAUUUAUUCACAGGGAAUGGGCAAUCAACUUUCUGGUGGAGGUGGAUUUGGUUCGAGUGCUGCAGAUGAUGCCACAAAAAAGGAGCUUCUCAAAGCUAUCGACUUAAGGCUUGUAGCCGCGCAGCAGGACCUAACUAAUGCAUGUGCUCGUGCUGCUGCUGCUGGUUUUGAUGCUGACACUAUUCCGGAACUUCAAAUGUUUGCUGAUAUAUUUGGUGCAGAGCGCCUUAAUGAAGCUUGUGGCAAGUACAUAUCUCUAUAUGAGAGACGGCCACACCUCAUCAACCAAUUGAAGUCAGGGUCAGAAGACCGAGCUAUUCGUUCCUCAUGCACAUCAGAUAUGUCCAUCGACAAUGAUUUGCCCUCUCCGCCGCGUCCAGAACCAGCCACACAUCAGAAGCCCCGUCACACUUUUAGUAGAGAAUCCAGUGUAGAGAGGGAUGGUGGAAAUAAGCCAGGCAAUGCCACUGGUGAAAAUGAUAAGAAAGAUGAGACGUCAGCUCCUGACCAAACAGGUUCUAUUCAAGCCAGUCAACCUGGAAGGCGACUCAGUGUUCAGGACAGGAUAAACAUGUUUGAGAACAAGCAGAAGGAGAAUUCUGGGGGAAAGCCUCCUGUUGUAAAACCUGUUGAGCUGAGGAGGCUAUCGUCCGAUGUGUCAAUGAUGGGAGCAGCUGCGGAGAAGGGAGUCUUAAGGAGGUGGAGUGGGGUUGGUGAUAUGAGCAUUGACUUGAGUGCAGAAAAGAAAGACUCUGAGAGCCCGUUAUGCACUCCUUCCAUGAAAUUGCCUUCCCAGGAGGAUAAAGUUUUGGAUUCGGACAAUGAUACGACAAAGGGUUCUUCAAUAAUUAAGCCUCAGUCAAGUGUCAUUCCUAGCGAGAGCCGGUCAGAGAUUUCUGGGCUAAAGGAUCGGGAUUCAUUACCGACACAAAUUAGGGAAACAAGGGAUAAAUCCGCUGCGCAAUCAAGUUUGACGUCCACUUGGAAGACUAUGGAAGAGUCUUGGGCUUCUGAAGGUGUUUCCGAUUCAAGAUUGCAAGAGGCUUUUGAUGCUCAGCAUAAAGAGAUUGAAGAUGAUUCUUCUUCUGCUCAGCAAGAGUUGAGGUCUUGUGGGGAAACUGAAGUAGUGGAAAAUACGGAAUCUAUUGAAGAUUCUGGACCUCAGAGGAUGAAGUUCUAUCGAAAGGUUUCAGGAGCUGACCUCAGUAAGAAGACAACAGUUCUGCCUGAUGGAAGCAGCAGGAUUCUAUUUUCUGGUAAAAUUGCAAAGGAGGCUCAAGAAGGGUUUGAUUCUUUCGCUACACCUCCGGAACAACUUCAGAGGGGAAGGCAGACAAAGGCUAAUCAGGACCGCAAUGAUGAGUUACAGAUGAAAGCAAAUGAGCUUGAAAAACUCUUUGCAGAACACAAACUGCGAGUCCCUGCAGAUCUGUCCAACUCUUCCCGUAAAGGUAAAUUAGACGACACACAACAUUUGCCAGUGAGUAGUCUUCAGUAUUCAAAACCAAUACCAGAUAUCUCCCCUCAAGUUUCUGAUAGUUAUAACCCAAAUGAGCCAACUGGAAAUUUGAAGAACAAAACCAAGCUAAAUGCUUCGUCCUCCAUGAAAACUGUUGAUAGUCAGAACAAAGGUGAUGCUUUGAAGAAGAGUUUCUCCGAGCUUAGUGUUUCAGAGGGUUCUCGAGGGAAACAAUACCAAAGGUAUGUUCAAAAGAGGGAUGAAAAACUGAAAGAAGAUUGGAGUUCCAACAGAACACAGAAGGAAGCUCGAUUGAAGUCAAUGCAGGAUAGCCUUGAGAGGAAUAAGUCUGAGAUGAAGGCCAAGUUAUCUGGAUCCGCAGACAGACAAAGUUCAGUAUCCAGUGCUCGGCGCCGUGCUGAGAGACUCAGAUCGUAUAAUAGCAGGUCAAUGUUGAACAACGAACAGGAGCAUUUAGAUUUUGGAGAUUGUGAUUUUGAUGAUGAUGCUUUGGAUUUCCGAGAGAAGAAGCUCAUGCCUAAUAACAAAAAAAUUUCAUCAACGACUCCUCGCCCUUCGGCUACUCCAGUUUCAAGGCCUGCUUCAAAAGCUUCCACUGGUUCUGUAAAGCGAAGAAUGCAACCUGAAAAUCCUCUUGCCCAAUCUGUCCCCAACUUCUCAGACCUGAGAAAGGAAAAUACUAAGCCCUAUUCUGGAGGUGGCAAAGCAAUGCGUUCACAGGUGAGAAACCAUACUCGUAGCAAAAGCAUAACUGAAGAAAUGGGUAUUGUCAAGGAGGACAAAUCACGCCGGUCGCAGGCAUUGCGGAAAGGCUCAGCGAAUCCAAGUGAGUUCAAGGAUGUAUCUUCUCUGGACUCAGAUGGUGUUGUUUUAACCCAGAUUAAAUUUGAUGAGGACAUUCAGAAAAAUGUUGGUACCAAGCCUUUUCUUAGAAAAGGUAGUCGUGCUGCUCGGACAAGUAUUGCGAGGCAGAGGGUCUCUGCGGGAUCCGAACGCGUAAAUGAUAUGGAUGAAAAUGAUGGAAUUGCCUCUGAACCUGAUGAAUGCAUAAAUACUGUUCAAGAUGAAGGAGAGGAGGAACUCAAGAGCUUGAAUACCGAAGAGGACAAUAUUUUAGAAGCUAGGGAACCUGAACUAGAUACAUUUGUGAACUCUGAAUCCGAAAAUGGUGACGACACUCUCACCUUUUCGGCAGUAGACCAGGCUUUGGGCUCAAAAUUUCCAAGAGAAAUUCCUUCAUGCUUCCUCCCUGCUGACUCUGUGCAAGAUUGGCAUAACGGAAGUCAAAUGUCGUGGAAUUCUCGCACUCAACAUCCCUUUUCAUAUCCCCAUGAGACCUUUGAUGCUGACACCUCUGUGGAUUCCCCAAUUGGAAGUCCUUCUUGGAAUUCACAUUCGUUAAAUGUGAUGGAGGCUGAUGCUGCUAGGAUGAGGAAGAAAUGGGGAGCAGCUGAGAAGCCUAUGGUAGCCGCCAAUUCAUCCCGUAAGGAUAUGACUAGAGGAUUUAAAAGGUUACUGAAAUUCGGAAGGAAGAAUCGUGGCUCAGAGACAAUGGCUGACUGGGUCUCUGCUACCACAUCAGAAGGAGAUGAUGACACCGAAGAUGGACGAGAUCUGGCCAAUCGUUCCUCAGAAGAUCUCAGGAAGUCGAGAAUGGGAUUUUCUCUAGCUCAACCUUCUGAUGAUGGCUUCAAUGAAAACGAGCUUUUCAACGACUCAGAACAAUCCUCGCAAAGUUCUAUCCCAGCACCUCCAGCCAACUUCAGACUAAGAGAGGAUCAUGUUUCUGGAACCUCAAUCAAAGCUCCGAGAUCAUUUUUCUCACUAUCGACGUUUAGGAGCAAGGGAAAUGAGUCCAAGCCCAGGUAAUGUUUUUUCAGUAGACUGUAAAUUUGCUCGGAUUGGCUUCAACGGCGCUAGCAUGACUGAUAUGAGUGGUAAAUGAGUGAGUAUGAUGCUUUAUAUGCUCAUGGAUUCUAAUGGCAUCUAUGGAGACUUAGUUAUCAUCUAGUUUCAAAAUAUUCUAUUUUUGUAUAUUAUAACAACUAAACAGUUCCAAUUUGUGGAACAUUAAUGUGAUUUUGGUAGCUAAAAAAGCAUUCUUUCUUAAAA
This is a messenger RNA of Salvia hispanica, 4219 nucleotides long. RefSeq lists its product as uncharacterized. The record is from RefSeq and is a predicted model, not a curated record. NCBI's taxonomy places the organism in Eukaryota, Viridiplantae, Streptophyta, Magnoliopsida, Lamiales, Lamiaceae.